CCUGUCUCUCUCCAAGCCCACACACUCAUUUCUCACUCUGUUUUCACAACUCUAUAAUCUCUUUCGACUCACAUUUACAAAAAAAAAUGGUAAGAUUCAUAGAAGAAAACACGAAACUUGUGGAAAAAGAAACAGGAAACAAAUCAAACAACGAUGUAACAACAACGAAGAAGAAAGUUCUUCAAGAUCUUAGUAUCAACAAUGGAGGAGGAUUAAUCAAUUCAUGGGUUGAUUCAAUGAGAGCUUGUUCUCCUACUCACCUUAAAUCUUUGUUGAAACAAAGCUCUUGGCUCACAGAACAUCCAUCAGCUUUGGAUAUGUUUGAAGAGAUUCUUCACCUUUCUCAAGGAAAACAAAUCGUUAUGUUCUUGGAUUAUGAUGGCACUUUAUCUCCCAUUGUUGAUGAUCCAGACCGAGCUUUCAUGUCUAAGAAGAUGAGAAGAACUGUGAGGAAACUAGCAAACUGUUUCCCGACGGCCAUAGUUAGUGGGAGAUGCAGAGAAAAGGUUUAUAAUUUUGUGAAACUAACUGAGUUGUACUAUGCUGGAAGUCAUGGAAUGGACAUCAAAGGACCAGAGCAAGGGUCCAAAUUUGAGGAAGAUAGUAAAUCUCUUCUUUGCCAACCAGCUACAGAGUUCCUCCCCAUGAUCGACGAGGUUUAUAAAAAAUUAGUGGAGAAAACAAAAUUUACUCCCGGAGCCCAAGUAGAGAACAAUAAAUUUUGUGUCUCGGUUCACUUCCGACGUGUCGAUGAAAAUAACUGGAGUGAUUUGGCUAACCAAGUUCGAUCAGUAAUGAAGGACUACCCUAAGCUCCGUCUUACUCAAGGAAGAAAAGUUUUGGAAGUUCGUCCUAUUAUUAAAUGGGAUAAAGGCAAAGCACUCGAGUUUUUAUUAGAGUCACUUGGAUACGCUAAUUGUACCGACGUGUUCCCUCUUUAUAUCGGAGAUGAUCGCACAGACGAAGAUGCAUUUAAGAUAUUGAGAGAAAGAAGACAAGGUCUUGGCAUUCUUGUAUCUAAAUUUCCAAAGGAGACUAGCGCGUCUUAUUCACUGCAAGAACCCGAUGAGGUUAUGGAGUUCUUGCAACGUUUAGUGGAAUGGAAACAAUUGAGAUCUGGAGCAUAAUGAGAGCUAUAAGUACCGAAGAAUCUUUUCUUUUUAGUAACUUGUUAAUUUUAUUUUUCCUUUUCCUACUCUGAUUGUACUCAACGCAUAUGUAAAAUGUUUAUAAGAAAAUUGUAGAUCCAUU
Arabidopsis arenosa is the source of this 1251-nucleotide messenger RNA. The record is from the annotation of a GenBank genome assembly. NCBI's taxonomy places the organism in Eukaryota, Viridiplantae, Streptophyta, Magnoliopsida, Brassicales, Brassicaceae.